AUAAUUUGAUCCCAAAACUCAUUUCUGAGAAAAUUGUCGUAGCUAGGAGAAGAAAAAAGAGAUGGCCAUCACUUCAAGCUUUCUGUGUAUGUUGGUCCUUCUUUUGUUUUGCCUCUCCUGUGGAUAUUCCCUUCACGGAAAUGAAAAGUCAAGUGUUGAUGUCAUUUCAAAUACAAAGGUGAUGAAGCAUGUUGAUGAUGAUGUUGCAACGAAGAAGGUGCAAGUUCGAGGAAGAAGUAAAGAAGAGUUUAGUAAGGAAAGGAAUAAGAUGAAGACGAAUUCGAAGAAGCCAACAAAUAAAGAGACAAGUGUUGAAGAUGAGGAUGAUUUCGUUGCCUACACUGCUGAUUACUGGAAACCAAGGCACCAUCCUCCCAAGAACAACUGA
Eutrema salsugineum is the source of this 388-nucleotide messenger RNA. Its product is annotated as root meristem growth factor 2. Bases 62 to 388 code for a protein of 108 amino acids. The transcript has 3 exons. NCBI's taxonomy places the organism in Eukaryota, Viridiplantae, Streptophyta, Magnoliopsida, Brassicales, Brassicaceae. The record is from RefSeq and is a predicted model, not a curated record.